Messenger RNA from Fusarium fujikuroi IMI 58289, 1596 nucleotides. RefSeq names its product probable transporter MCH1. NCBI's taxonomy places the organism in Eukaryota, Fungi, Ascomycota, Sordariomycetes, Hypocreales, Nectriaceae. The transcript is spliced from 3 exons. Gene Ontology annotation, cellular component: membrane. The record is from RefSeq and is a predicted model, not a curated record. The coding region runs from base 1 to 1596 and encodes 531 amino acids. Gene Ontology annotation, molecular function: transmembrane transporter activity. Gene Ontology annotation, biological process: transmembrane transport.
AUGUCGUCUCCCGCCCCCGACGACACGCGCCUCGACGCCGACCAAAUCUCCACACACAGCUCCUACGCCUCGUCCUCCGACUCAUCCUCCCGCGCGCGACGAAACAAGGAGAAGCAAGCCCUCCGCCUCAUCGCCUUUAUCGCAGCAAACAUCAUAGCCCUCGCCUGCGGCUCCAUCGUCGUCUUCUCCCUCUACGCGCCCCUUCUCCAGUCUCGUCUGCACUACACCCAAUUCCAGGUCAACGCCGUUGCUAUCGCUGGCUCUGUAGCGCUGUACCUUCCUAUUUCGCUCAUCGGGUAUAUCUGCGAUCGCGUUGGGCUAAAACCGCUUGCGCUGGGGGGAGGAAUCCUCUUCGGUAGCGGGUAUGGCAUCGCAGCGGGUGUUUAUCGGAAAUUGGAUCUCGAGUAUCACAGUCAUCCUGGAUAUCGUGUCAAUGGAGACUGGUCCGUUCCGUUUCUGAUGUUUGCGUUUGUGUGCAUUGGUAUCGCGACAUGCGCGCUUUACAUGGCUUCUGUGUCAUCUUGCGCCAAGAAUUUUGGAAAAGGUCGUUAUCGAGGAUUGGCGCUCGCUACGCCGAUUACUUGUUUUGGAUUGAGUCCCAUGUGGCUGAGUCAAGCGGGAACUCGUCUGUUCACUGAGACGCGGCCAGACGGCUCCAAGGGCGACUUGGACGUAUUCCGAUUUUUCCUCUUCCUCGCCAUCUUGACUUUCUCCAUGGGUAUGCUGGGCACAUUCACAUUACGUGUAGUGGACGAAGACGAGCUUAUCGAUGAGGCUAUCGAGGAGCUGGAGCAGAGCGGCUUACUCGAUGGAAGCUCUCUACUCGGCAGGUCCGAGAGGAGUUACGGUGCGACGGGUGAUGAGACGGAGGGCUCAGCGCUACUUGAUCCGUCGAAAGACGAUGCAAAGUGGAAGAAGAACUGGGUCCUCAACGCUGAAACGCGUUCGUUCUUGUCUGAUCGCACCAUGUGGCCCUUUGCUCUGGCAUUUCUUCUGAUCGUUGGACCUGGCGAGGCUUUCAUCAACAACCUGGGCACAAUUAUUGGUACACUGACACCACCUGAGAUGGAAGGCCUAAGCCAUCGCACUUCAGCGGCGACACACGUGUCCAUCUUUGGAGUCACAAACACUGCUUCUCGUAUCUUCAUCGCACCGCAUGCUCGUUCAGACGUGAGCAACCGCUUCUCCAUCUCCCGCGUCGCUUUCAUGGCCUUCUUCGCAACUCUGCUCUCCAUCGGUCUCUUGAUCCUCGCAUCAGGCCUCGUCCAAAACCACGCUGAGCGCUUCUGGCUCGUCUCAGUCACAAUCAUCUGGGGCGUAGAGAACUUUGCUACGAAUUUCGGUAUCAUUGGUAUGCUUCCUGCUGCAGGGUCUACAUUCUGGGGCCUCGUCUACUCAGCGACGUAUCAGAACGGCGCGAACAACUCAAAGUCUGCUCCUGGGAGUGAAGAGCGUGCUGAUUUAUUCUGCUAUGGUGAGCAGUGCUAUGCUCCGACUUAUUGGGCUGAGACUGUUACUGUGUGGGUUGCUGUUGGGUUACUGAUCUGGGCUUGGAAAGGUAGGGGGGGAUGGUCUCAGCGUGGAAUUGUGAUUUAG